Nilaparvata lugens (brown planthopper) is the source of this 7519-nucleotide messenger RNA. RefSeq names its product double-stranded RNA-binding protein Staufen homolog. The transcript has 19 exons. Bases 374 to 2641 code for a protein of 755 amino acids. The record is from RefSeq and is a predicted model, not a curated record. NCBI's taxonomy places the organism in Eukaryota, Metazoa, Arthropoda, Insecta, Hemiptera, Delphacidae.
GGCGACAGAAGAGAAAAAUAUUGAAGAUGGCUGUCUGAACGAUUGUCUGAUUUGUGCGUUCGAUCCUUUCUUUAUUGUUUGCCGACUCAUAAAGGGAAUCCUCCCUCAGCGAACACUCUUUUUCAUCUCAACAGUAACCGGAAUAUCUGCAUUCUGAAAAGGUUGAAGUGAAGAAGAUAGUUUAAAGAGGGUUGCCGGAUUUUUAUAUCUUAUACCUGGCGUCUGACCACCAGAUCUUGGUGACCCGACUGGUGUCUCCACUCGGUUCGCCAAACCGGCAGCCAAUCCUGGUGUUUCAGUGGGUUCUCCAGCGUACUUCACACUCGGCCGCCAAUGGUUGAUCUCUGGCGACCCACUGGUUGUUUGAGCCGAAAUGACCUCUAAUAAAACUAUUGGUCGCAAGCCAGCUGUGUCUGGUUGGGCCUCGGCAUUACUUUUUUUGGCUGUUUCAACCACAGCGACUUAUGGUUACCUUUAUGGGCAGCCAGUGCAAUUGACUGCUGAACAAUUGGCCUCAUUGUUUGGCCCUGACGGUUGCCUUCAAGGGGUUUUAACAAUGGCAGAUACACAGCCUCCACCCAUCCAAGAUACCACAAUUACCACAUGCGCAGCUGGUGGAGAUCAGUGUCCUUCGUCUGCAGAGACCCAGGAAAAAGAAUCACUUAAAGCUUCCAAUUAUACGGCAAACUUCAAAGAGAAGACACCCAUGUGCUUGGUCAAUGAACUUGCCAGGUACAACAAGAUCUCACACCAGUACCGACUGACGGAGGAACAGGGCCCGCCGCACCAGAAGCGGUUCAUGGUGACGCUGAAGCUGGGCGAAGAGGAGUAUGCGGCCGACGGAGCCAGCAUCAAGAAGGCGCAGCACGCCGCUGCAAGCAAUGCACUCGAACUCACCAAGUACGACCAUCCGCCGCCCAAGGCAUCCAAGUCCAGGCUCACCAAGGGUAAUAUAACGCCCACGGUUGAGUUGAAUGCGUUAGCGAUGAGGAGAGGGGAACCGACUGUCUACACAAUCAUUGAACCAGCUCCGGAUGCCCGCUUCAAUCAGUACCCUUAUGAUAAUAGAGGAUUCUACAAUCAGGGCCGAUUUCCAGUACCAAACAAUAUGAGCUACACGAGGCGGAAUGGGUCGGGUAGAGGUGCUCAGGCGAGAUUUGGCCAUCACAUGCACGACAACCAGAGGGCGUUUGGAAGGAAUGGCGCGACAAGUUUCCGUGUGAGCGUGAAAGUUGGCGAGCGAACGUUUGAGGGCGAAGGCAUAACUGCACAGGCGGCCCGCCACGACGCUGCCUCCAAAGCUCUCGACGAACUGAGACAUUUGCCCGUCGAAGAGAACCGAGUAGCCAAAGGAUUCUCGCCUCUAUCUGAAUGUGAAGACUUUGGAUCCUGUGUUGAAAAUGAUUCAUCUUCGGACUUGAAAUCGCCAAUCUCACUUGUCCAUGAACUGGCGUUGAAGAGAAAUUUAAGCGUCACGUUCCAAGUGAUUGACGAAAGAGGCCCUCCACACAUGCGCACCUUUGUCACACGAUGCCAGGUGGCCGACUCAUUCGUCACCACUGGCGAAGGAAACGGAAAGAAGGUAUCGAAGAAACGAGCUGCUGAAAAGAUGCUUGAAGAACUGCGAACUCUCCCUCCGACAACAACAGUGAAUGCAUCGGGCAUGAGUGGAUCCAUGAAUCGGAUGAAGAGGAAAACAAACCCAACCAAAAAGAAAUCUAGGAACCUCAUCCGAGCUGUCAACCCUACCACAACUCAGGAGAAACCAGAAACCGAAGUAGCGGACGAGAUAAAUCCUAUUUCAAGACUAAUUCAAAUACAGCAAGCGAAAAAAGAGAAAGAACCUGUAUAUACGCUGAAAGAAGAAAGAGGAGGACCUAGGAAGAAGGAAUUUGUUAUCGAGGUGUCAGUUGGAGAGUACUCUUACAAUGGAACGGGUCCUAACAAGAAACUAGCCAAAAGGAAUGCCGCUGAAGGAUUAUUACAAGAAAUGGGAUAUUCCACUCCAACAACGCAACCUGGUUAUAGGAAAAUGAACAUGUAUAUGAACCAAGAAAAGCAGGACGGGUUCAUGAAUCAGGAUAAGCAGAAAAGCAAAACAGCUGGAGGGAGUGGGGGUCGACAGUUGGUGCCGGGAGUUCUUCUCAUGACUGACAAUACUAGAAGUUCAUCCACUGGCAGCAACGGAAAAUCUGGCUUCUCGAACCUACAAACAACUGCUGCCCUCGCCAAAGAGUACAUAAAUGGAGGCAAUCAGAAUCAAAAUGAAGUUCGAAGUAAUUCGGGUGAUGGGAUGUCAGGCGUCAGACCCAAGGACCAGCUCAUGUAUCUCGCCAAGCUUUUGGGUUUCACCGUUCAGUACUCGGAUUUUCCAAAGGGAAAUCAUUCGGAAUUCUUGAGUCUUGUCUCAUUAUCCACCGAACCACCUCAUGUCUGCCACGGAUCUGGCAAGACAACAGAUCAAUCACAUGAUCAGGCUGCUCUAACAGCGCUAAGGGCACUAUCGAAGAUGGGACUUGACACAGUCGCUCCAACCAAGAAAGAGACUAAUAGUCAAUCUGGAGACGGACUUUUCGGAUCGAAUAUAUCUCCUUCAGCGGAAACAAAAACCAGCUACGUCAAUGGAGCAUCUAGCAAAUAAGGUUCUUUCUCAAAGAAUUGACGAGACGUUCACGUUUAUGCAAGUAUGAAAAAUAAUAAGUUUGUUGUACUUGAAGUUUACAAAAGAUUCAUAACUUCAAUUUACUAGAAAGUUGAGUAACACGACUACUUAACUAAUAGAAAAGUCACGGAAAAUUGUGAAAGUUUGUUAUAGUAUGGCGUUACUCAUAAAUUAUUACAAACUCAAAAUUGCAAUCAAUUUAUCAUGUUUAAAAAACUAUUUCAAAUGAUUAAUAACAUUUAGCUGUCAUAAUUUUAUCUUUGUUAUACUAAUACUUAUUCAUUACUACUAGUCAAAUAAGCAUUUUGAAAUAAUAGCAAAUAAAUAUGUUCUUGGAAUUAAGAAAUCUUCAUUUGCUACUCUUCUAAUAAGCUAAUGUUAUUGCAUCAUGUUUUUGAGCUUGUAAUGAUUUUAUGAGUGUGAGUUGAAUUUUUAUGUAAGACGCACUUAGAUUAGAAUAGUUGUAUAUUUAAGCUUCACCGAUAAAGCAUCACAUCGUAUUAUCGCAGUGCUAAUGCCCUACGCCCUAAUGCCAUGUGAUGUUAGCAUGGAAUUGAUUUCAACAAUUCACACAUACAUUUUGGCUUUUAAAGAAUUACUACUUUACUGGUGUUGUGUCUGUUUAAACUAUUUAUAUUGAAAUAUCUCACAUACUUUUAAAUUUCUAUAAGUUUGUUUGUAUCUGUCCAAUAUCAAUGAUUCACUUUCUUCUCUAUUAGCAUGUCUAUUAAUUGAAUGAUAACCAAUAGAAUACCUAAAUGGAUGGAAAUUCUUGUAUAGGUUCAUAAUAGCGAAGAGAGUUUAAUAUAUUUUAUGAAAUUGGGAUGAAAAGAAGUUUUGGACUGCAGUCUGUUUCUUUAUCCUUAAGUUGAUUGUAAAUGAUAAAUACAUAAAUAAAUAUCAAUGUGUGACGAAGGAAUCGUUCAUCAUUUUGAUGAAAAUCAAUAGUGAAUACUUAUAAAUCAUCACAGUAACAUUUUCUCCCAGUUCGUACAACAUUUGUCAACUUGUAUUUGAAGUAUUUUAUUCCAGAACUUGUAAUAGUUGGAUAUAUUUUGUAUGUUAAUGGUUUUUUUAGAAGAUCGAAAAUCGUAGAUCCACUUGAAGAGUAACGGUUUUUUGAUGUAACCGAAUUUUAAAAUUGAAAAUAAAUAUCUUGGAUAGUAGCUGUUGUCAAUAUUUGCUGUAGCAGAAGUCUUCGGGGUGGUUUGCAGCAUUUAAUUGCAUUUUCGUUUAAUAAUUUAAUAUAAAAUUUAUUGAAAACGCAAGAGUAUUCUAGAAAACAUAUUAAUACACAAAAACUAAGGAUUAUUUAAUAUUAUAUUAUUCAUUUAAUGUUAAUAGCUUCACAGUCCUAUUAUGAAGGCUGAAUACCUAUUUGGUUAUGUAUUUACUGCAUCUAUAUCUCAAUUAUUCUGUUAUUGAUUUUGUUGAACUUUGAAAAAAUCUGAAGUAAUAGACCAUUUAACCUUUUAUUGUCUUCCUCCACCGUGCCAGAAAAUGGAAAUCAUUACCAGCCUAGUAAUCGUUCCCUUAACUGCAAAUAGGUUGCUCUGGAUUCAAAAUGGAAACAAUUUUGGUGAUAACAUUUUAAUAUGAAGUAGCGUUUCUAUUGUGCAGUGCAGACUAUCAUUUCAGCCUGUAAAAUCAUUGCGAACUAAAGUUUUAUUAAGAAAAAGUUCUCGACUUUUGAGAGCAUUUUUUCUCAGUUCAGACUGACCGAUUUUAUCUUUUGUGCAAUAUUCACCAUUUUACCCCUACCAUAUUUGGCUGUUAUGUUUGGAUUUGUUUCGCGAAUUGGAUAAAUAGUAGCAUAACAUUAUUUUAUAUUUACGAGUUGGAAAGACUUGUGAAUGAAAAGUAUUGCCGACCUUAUCUUUCACUAUUUUCGAUUUGUGAAUUGAAAUUAAUUUCAAAGGAAAUGCCAUUCAACUGAAAUUAUCGUGGUGUUCUGUUAGACUAAUUAAUGAUAUUUUUUGUUUUACUCCACUUCAAUUUCCAAGCUUCAACUUCUAUAAUAUAUUGCCUAAAUAUUCUGUACAACAUGGAAGCUGAAAGUGGCUUUAAAACUUUUAUUCAGGUAAUUUUUAUCAAACCUGAUGAAUUCAACAUAUAUCUUGAAAUUUAUAAUUUGUUGUUCAAUGCUUAAUAAUUAGUAAUAUUUUAAUUUUUCUAUUGUUAUCUUUCUUCAAAUUCACAAAAUGUUCAAAAUUAAAUUUCUAACCUAGUUAGAUUUUAAAAUUUUGUCAGGUUACCUUCUCCAUGUACUAAAAUUCUUCUUAGAGUUAGCUUCAUAUUUUCUUAAGUUCUCAGACUGAUUCAUUUUUGUAGAUCUCUUUCGUAAUAUUUUAUUCUCAUAUUAAUAAAAAUCAUUGUUAUUAAAGAUCGAAUUAACAAUAUCAAAGAGGUAUCCAAUAAUACAAUAUUGAAGGUUUUUUCUAAUUAUACGCAAAUCACCGAAAAAAUCAUAAAAAUCAAGUUUCUGGAUCUUUUAGUUAUUGAUGGCUCUUGUUUUGAAUUUUAAUCAAUUUAUCUUUUGUACCUUCUCAAUUGCAUGGCAAGAUUGCAAUGGCUUGAUAAAAUGGAUAAAGUUUUAGUUUAUUUAUUAUUUGAAAAUAUACAUAUUUUAGGUUUAUUUAUUAAAAAAAUGCCAGUUACAAAUUUGUCAUUUAGUGGAUCUGGCCACAAGCGGUCAUCAUUCUAAUGGGAGUAGAAGAACACGCCACCCAUUUUAAUUGAAUAGAUUCGGGCACUUUUUAAUGUAUUUAUUUGUUUAUACAAUUACAAAUCAUAUAAAUAUGAUUGGGAAAGAGCAAUAGGCAUAGCCCAAAACUAUUCUGUGGCGAACAAUAACACUGUAUAAUAGAUUUUUUUAAAACCUCACUCCAGAGAGCUUCAAAUUGAUAGACUAUGGUGCACAUAACAUUGCGUGCACCAAUAGUGCGCUUUCUAUUAGUCAAUUCUUGAUUAUCUUGCCAUGCUUUUUUGUUUUUGUAUCCCCACUUACUUUCAGCUGUGUUAAAUCUUGAGUCACUCAACAAAUUUUUGAAUAUUUUUUGUUUAAAAAAUUCCUGAAUAGUUUCCUAAAUUCAAAGAAAUGUUGAGGUAUUUAGGUCUAAGAAAAUCGUUCUUAAGAUUAAUUUUUCUCAUGUGACAUUAAGUUAGUAAUAGAUUAUAAUCGAUUGAUCAUGAACUUAAUUGUUUAUAUUAAAUUAUUUUGUUCGAUAAUUUAAAUGAACAGAUACUGUGAGUGACCUUCGAUGUUCAUUAUGAAAAAAAAGUUAAUAAUUAGUUUCGCAGUCUUUGUUUUAAAAGUUACUUUAUUUUGUUGAUUUGUUCAUAGGAUUUUAUUUAUCUAUUUACUCUUACUAAAUGCUUUUGAUUCAAUAAUAUAUUCACUGUUAUGCAUAAUUCACGUCAGUAUUUAAAUCUAAAUAGACUACUAAGCCUAUCUAAUCUAUCUAUGCAAUAAAUUAUAUUUAUCUAUAUUUGUAAAAUUCUCGGUCAUUCAUGUUAUUUUAGCCCAACUCAAAUGGGGAGUUAGAACCAAUCAAUGUAGUUGUCUCCAAAACAAUGAUUGGAAUAUUUUAUUGUUAGUAGGAGGAUAAAAAGUAUAUGUAACUAACAUUGCAGUUGAGAUACACAAUAACUGUUAUUAUAAAUAUCAAAGACCUACUUUCAGUAAUAAAAAUAAAACUAAUAUAGUUCCCUUUUUAAACACCGAAAUAUUCAUAUUUAUUUGUUCAAACAUAUUGUAAUAUAGGAGAGAAAAAACAGGCGCCAGCCAAAAAUUUCUUUUCUUUUUAAAUUUAGUUCAUUAUAAAAUUGACAUAUCAUAAUUAUAUAUCAAUUGAUAUAUAUAGUUUUGUACAUCUGAUAGUGAUAUAAUAGUUUUAAUAAUUUACAGAAGUGUGGUAUGUUUUUAAAUGAGAAAAAGUGUGCUAUAUUAGUUUUAUUAUUAUUUCAUGAACUGUUGUAUGGGAUUUUUCAUUAUUGAAAAAUAGAUUCCAUUGGAUUUUUGAUAUUUCAUUCAUGUAAGAUAGCCUAAAUUAUUCUCUUAUAAGUAUUUUAAUUUUAUUCAUUUAAUCACAUAUUUAUUUAUCACUUGCUGGAUAGAAUCAAGCCCAAAACUGUUCCUGUUCCAAUUUAUACAACUCAGUCUAAAAGUAUUGGUUGUGUAUCACAUUUUGAAUUUUCAACGAUUCACACUACAAAACAAGCAAUUUGAAUUUAGAAAUAGUUGAUUUAUGUAACUACAGUAAUUGAUUAAUAAAAUGAACGAAUCCUUUCAGAGGUGAUUAAGUAUAACAGUGAAUGCUAUCAAUAUUUGUAUAACUGAAUUUUAUAUGAACUAGUAUAUUCUUCUUUGUUUCCUUCAUAGUUUAUAUUUUACUCCUGAAAUGGAUUUGUAAUAAUUGUAUACCGUAAAAAUGUAUAACUUGCAAUUAGCAGAUUGAAUUUACUUUUGCUUCAUUAGUUUCAAAGUAUGAAUGAUUUGUCUCUACUUUGAAGAACUAGAAUAAAACACAUGAAAUUCAUCAUUAGCAAGUAGAUGUAGCUUUUGAUCUGAAUUUGAAACUGUCGUUUUAUUCAGAAAAGUAGGUGCAAAUUGUUGCAUAUCUAUAGACUACAGUUAGCCUAUAAUAUACUUAUUAAUGAUUGCAAUUCUACAAUGGUGUAUGUCGUUUUGUUAGGAUAUUGUAGUGAUCUACUCUUUAAUUGCCACCUGAAUUUGAAAUCAAUAAAGGAGCUUAGUUUCUCUUAGAUAAAUGAUUUCUUAUUUAUUGUACAGUUGGUUGUUUAAGAAUGAUAAUAUUACGAAAAUGUGAUCAAUAAAUUUCCUUUUUGAUAAUUAAA